This is a messenger RNA of Dermacentor andersoni, 3966 nucleotides long. Its product is annotated as coiled-coil domain-containing protein 186-like. Gene Ontology annotation, biological process: vesicle cytoskeletal trafficking. Gene Ontology annotation, molecular function: small GTPase binding. Lineage: Eukaryota; Metazoa; Arthropoda; Arachnida; Ixodida; Ixodidae. The record is from RefSeq and is a predicted model, not a curated record. Gene Ontology annotation, cellular component: trans-Golgi network.
UGAUGCUGCUGACAUCGUUCCAUCGCUCUCACGGUUCGUUUUCUGUGCUUCUUGCUUGUUAGCGAAGUUCAUAUUAGGAAUUUCUGUGUAAUGGUACUGUUUUCCUGCUCUGCUACUCCACCUAAACAUUUUCCACGGCUAACAUGGAAGUGAGAGCCACUAGGCCAUGGAGUCUUCCUUUAUAGAUGGGUCUGCUGAGGCAGACACUGCCAGAGCACAGGCUGGUUCCUGCCCUGAAAACAACACCACCAAAGGUGCUGGUGAGCCACUGCCUCCUAAGGGUGAUGUUCAGUCAGCAAAGGAAUUGCCCCAGUCUCAUGGUGUUGGUUGCAAAGCUGCUACACAACCUGCAGCCACCACUAGCGAUGGAUCAUGUCUAGUCAGCGUAAAUGAGCAAGCCAGUGCCUCAGGAUGCAAGCAGACCAGCAGCAGUUCCCCACAAUCACAGAAUUGCCCACUGGUAGAUACAAGCCAGGAGGACUCCGUUCCAGCAACCACGUCACCAUUGGUCACACUGACAGAAGUUUCUGCUCUGAACAAGAAUGAGGUCCAAGCAUCAAAUUCAAUGCAGUCUUACAGCAAGACAAACAACCCUACGAGGGAGAAUUCAGCUUCCAUGUGCAAGGUUCUUUCUGCACAAAGUGCUGAUGUGGGUGGCCCUGCCAUUUUGCAGAUCUCAAGCUGUCAUAGCUCUCCUGAAGUGCGCUUGUUUAUGGACCCUGGUGUCAGCUCCGAAUCGGACAGUUCUUCGAGGCACUGUGAAAGACAAGAUAAGAAAGGCGAGUCGCACAACUUGUGCCGGUACUCGUCAGACUCACACCUGCCACGCUGUGUUCGAACGCCAACAGAGCUUUCAUCCUGCAGUCAAGAAAGUGACGACAGCGAUGCUUUGCUCUCAGAACUUGAGUCUGAGCUUGAGGGAGUGGAGGGCUCCGACACGUCCAAAAAUGCAUGGGGGCUCCAGAAUGGCUCCCAAACAGGAACACCCAGGUGCAAGCGGUGUGCCCUCAACUAUGACCUUAUGGAACGAGUAGAGCAGACCAACUUUGAGCUUCAGCAGCAACUCAGGUAUAUCAGCGAGAAGACAUCAGCCCGUGAAGCUGAAAAUAUGCGUAUGCUGGCAGAAGCACGGGCUGAACUGCUGUCCAAAAAUGAAAAGUUGUGCAGGCAGCUGGAGGCUGUGACAAAGGAGAAAGACAGCAUGGUAGUAAAGUAUGCAACUAGUGAAAAGGAGGUUAUCCUGGCACGCAAGGCCUUGGAGGACACGGAGAAGAAGUACAGGGAAGUUGUCAAGGAACGAGACCAGCACUUCAGCCGAGUACGAUCACUCAACAAUGAGCGUGCUCGUCUCUGCUCCAGCCUUGACACAAAGCUAGCAGACAUGGCAAAGCUUCAGAAAGAGCAGGAGAGGCUCAAGGAGGAAUUGUCUUCCCGAGACAUCAAGAUCAAAUGGGCUCAAAAUAAACUCAAGACUGAGGUGGAUGCCCACAAGGAGACACAGGCAAAGCUGGAGCAAGCACAGCUGCGGCUGCGUGACCUGCGUGAGGAAGCAGAGCAAGUGCGGCGUGACUGCCAGGAGAUGAUCAGGCGCUACCAGGAGUCAGAGGAGAUUAAGUCAGUUUCCUUGGAUCAUCAGCUCAAGGAGAAGUUGUCUGAACUUGAGGAGCAGAAGAUGGAGAAGGAGAGCCAGGAGGAGGUGUACCAUGUAAUGAAGCAGGAACUGGAAUUGCUCAAGAAGAAACACAAGAUGAGCAUUGAUGAGAACAACAGCCUCACUAUGAAAAUACACAACCUAGAGAAGGAACGGCUCGAAUACGAGCAGACGUUGAGCAAGCUCAAGGAAAAACUCAACUCCUUAAAGCAGGAGAUUGUUGACCUGAAUGGGAAACUUGAUGAAAAGAGGAAUGUAGAGCUUCAGCUAGAGAGGGAGCGAGAGAAAGUGGUCACUUCGCAGCAGGAAGUAGAGCGACUGCGGCAGUCAGCUGCCGAGAUGCAGGCUGACAUGGAGGCCUGCCAUCUUAAAGAGGGAGAGCUGCUGGAGUUCACAGAGCGCCUCACCACCAAGAGCGUCCAGCUGCAGUCGGAGCACAGCCUCCUGGAGCUCAAGGCCCAGAACCUGGAAGAGCAGAAUGGCAAGCUGACACAGGAAAUUGCGCAGCUCAAGAAGCAGAAUCGAGACCUGGCAUCUAGCCUUGAGGCUGAGCAGAAGCAGCGUCAGCAAGAAACACAGCUGCUAGCACGCAAGCUAGCUGAAAAGACCAAAACAAUUGAAAAAUUGACAACACAAGUUGAAGAUGCUGAAAAUGAACAAAGAGUGAUGAAGAGGCGGCAUAUUUCAAGCAUCAAGGAGCUGUCACGAGAGCUGCAGCUGACUAAGAAGCGACUUGAGCAGCAGCAGGAUGCCCAAGGUAGCCCCCAUCAGGGCUCAGCAGCUGAGCCCCUAGGCUUGGGCUCACGCACCAGCUCCACAGCUUCACUGGAGACCCUAGGAUCAGGACCCAGCCAGGUGGCCAGCAAUCACCCCACAGUCACUUUUGUCAAUGCAGGCAGACCCACUGUGCCGCCCAAGGAAUCACGCUUGCAUGCUGCUGCUGUGACUGUGCUGAAUGGUUCCAGUCGAAGCUGUGUUGGAAGUCCUGGGGCAUCUGGUGCAAGCAGCAGUGGAUCACCUGAACAUGCACCAACAGCACCUGUGCACCUUGAACUGGACAAGCAAAUGCUGGUGGAGCGCAUUGUACGACUACAGAAGACCCUUGCACGACGCAAUGACAAAAUUGACUUUCUUGAGGAACACAUCAAGCAGCUGCUACUUGAAAUGAAAAAGAAAUCCAAGAUAAUCCAGAAUUACAUAACCAGAGAGGAGGCUGGUGCAUUGGUUCCCACCAGCAUGGACUGCAACAAGCCGUUAGGAAAAAAGCAAAAGGCUGAGAUCUCUAAGAAGGGAGGCAUCAUGGCAUCUGUGUACAACAGCCAUGCCGUGGACACAACCAUGACUCUGGAGCUGUCCCUUGAAAUCAACCAAAAGCUCCAGGCAGUCCUUGAAGACACAUUACUGAAAAACAUCACCCUUAAGGAGAAUAUCAACACCCUUGGGGAGGAGAUCGCACGGCUGAGCAAGGACCAUCGCCUUGUUGAUGCAACACAGUGCCGGCGGAAGUAAAGGGAAUAAUUGCAUGUUACACCCACUGGCUCCCUUGAGUCAAGGCUACGGAGACUGGCUCUUUUGUACAUAGUCUAGUUUGACGGCGUUCGUCUCCACUCUGCCACCAUGCAACAUUGAGGCUAUGAAUCCAAACUAGGCCUCUAGGCUUUAGUGCACAGUAGCAUGUGAAUGCUCGGGUAUUAAGUUCAAGCAAUGGCAAUAUUGCCAUUCUAUUUCGUUGUCAACUUUCACUGUACAUUUUCACAUCUUUGUGCCACGUGCCUUGUAGAAUGUGUCUGCAAUGAGGCACAAACUGGCCAGCUUGUGCAGAAUUGCACUACCGUGCUUAUAACACUCAUUGUUUUUGCACUAAGCAACUUCAUUUAAGACUUGCUCCUGUGCUGAGCUUUAUCAGCCGAAUGACAUAUUGACUUUCUUGACAUUAUCUUGUAUUGUGCAUGCUGACGGGUCAUUUGUGCUUUUCUCUACAGGAGAAGGAACAUGUUUAUGUGUCCACUGUUGCAUUGCAACUGUUAUGAACACUCGCAAAUGUUCAGAACACCUUUGCAGUUGUGAUGCUAAGGGGAGUGUGUGCACAUGCCUUUGAACAGGGCUGUUCCUUAUAUUUGGUUUGGUUGGAAUGACACCUACUCUCUUCAUUCAGUGCAAAUUAGAUACAGCUUGCUAGACUUCCAUUCAGCAUCUUCACAUCUUUUCAAGAGUUUGUUUUUUGAUGAAUCUGUACCUCUGUGGGCAGUGUUAGCUCUAUACUGCACACCUGUAUCGUAGCCUAACCGCUCACUAAAAGUUUAUAUAUAUAUAUA